Molecule: messenger RNA, 1507 nt
Organism: Diabrotica virgifera virgifera (western corn rootworm)
Lineage: Eukaryota; Metazoa; Arthropoda; Insecta; Coleoptera; Chrysomelidae
Product: arrestin domain-containing protein 3-like
Exons: 10
Coding region: 170-1276 (368 amino acids)
Biological process (GO): protein transport
Cellular component (GO): cytoplasm
Source: RefSeq, a predicted model, not a curated record
AUUCUAGCUCUUCCUUGAAAGUGGCCAACUUAUUUUCUACCUGAAUUUUUUGACUUUCCGGUAUGAUUUAGACUGAGAAUCUCCUUCUAUUGUUCAUCUAUAAGAUAUUUUCUUCCUAACACGCUUCUUAAGAUUUGCAACUUUAAUCUUCCACUAUACAAACAUCAUAAUGGACUACAUAAGAGACUUCGACGUUCAGCUGGAAAAGGAUUAUUAUUAUGCUGGGGAAACUAUUAAAGGGAAUGUAGUUUUGGAUACAAUAGAAAACUUCAAACUCAGAACUGUACGGGUGAUUCUGAGAGGUAAAGCACAUGCAGAAUGGAAAGUACUAGUAUCCGGUGAACGACGAACGGUAAAAGACGAUCAAGUGUUUGUUGAUGAGCGGCACACAAUCUGGGGUGAAAAUAACUUAGACACAACAGUACCUAUUCUUCCCAGAGGCGUGCACCGGUUUCCUUUCAAAUUUUCCUUACCAGAAAGUAGUUUACCGUGUUCCUUUGAAAGUAGAUUUUGCUACAUUCGAUAUUUUUUCAAAGUAACUGUCGAUAUUCCAUACGCCAGUCCUCCGCAAUGUAUCCAAUAUUUUACUGUUGUUGGUCCACAUAUAGACUGUAUGGAAGAACAAUAUCUGAAACCAGUCGCAUUAGAAAACAGAAAAUCCACAUGUUGUUGGUGCUGUAAAAAGGGCACCAUCAGCUUGAGGUGCGUCAUAGCACGAACUGCCUACGUUUGUAAAGAAAGUGUUAAGCUCAAAGUGUCAAUUGACAAUCAAAGUGAUGACGAAGUUAAACUUAGAGUGAAAUUAGAACAAGUCUGUGAAUUUUUUAUAAAUAAGGGCGUUUUGGGGGCCAGCAAGGAUUUGAAACACUUAAUAUUUGAAUAUGGGGGGUGUCAUGUAAAACCGCACGCCAAAAGUAAAUGGGACAGCUCUAACUAUUUAGUUAUACCACCAUUGCCUACUACUCUUGUACACAUAUGUCGAUUGGUGCAAAUCUACUAUUUACUAACUGUAUAUCUUGACACAGACAAGGACUACAACAUACUACAAGUUAGCUGCCCAAUAACGAUAGGUACAGUGCCAUUUAGAAUUCCUAACUCAAAUAAAACACAGGUCAUUAAAUACGAAAAUGCUUGUCCGGUUGUGGAAGGUGGUAUGUACUUGGCACCAGAAUUUUUAUUGGGGCAAGUGUAUGAUGGGAAUGAACAUCAUCUGAAGGAUCCCUUGGUGUUGUACAAACCCGUAUACGUCACCGUAGACAAGCCAGACAACCAAUAAACCUACUUCUAAAAGAAAAAACCGGCAAUAACUUCAUAAAAAAGUAAAGUACCUUUACAGGGUAUGUCUUCAAUUUGAUUUUAUCACCAUUUAAGACUGAAAUAUUUCAACAAAUUUGUAGUCAAUUUUUUCACAUUUUCUUACAUCCCUUUGAAUGUCUUUGCGGAGCCAGGUUAUUUUUGUACUUUUACAAUAACGUAAUAAAAUAAAGUUCAAUAAAAACAUACGUCA